Alternaria ethzedia is the source of this 3267-nucleotide messenger RNA. RefSeq lists its product as uncharacterized. The transcript is spliced from 4 exons. Gene Ontology annotation, biological process: endosomal vesicle fusion; vesicle-mediated transport; autophagy. The record is from RefSeq and is a predicted model, not a curated record. Gene Ontology annotation, cellular component: cytoplasm; fungal-type vacuole membrane. The coding region runs from base 1 to 3267 and encodes 1088 amino acids. Gene Ontology annotation, molecular function: protein binding. NCBI's taxonomy places the organism in Eukaryota, Fungi, Ascomycota, Dothideomycetes, Pleosporales, Pleosporaceae.
AUGCUCUCUGCAUUCACCGCUCGACCCAUCGUCGAGCUCAAGCAGCGCGACAAGUCGAAGAUCGAGUCCAUCCUCGCAUAUGGCGACCGCGUGCUCGUAGGCUUGAACACGGGUGCUCUGCGCAUCUACCGCGUAAACGACCAGAUUGAGGAUGUAGACCCCGACCGCAAGCAGAACGGCGACUCGAACGGUGAAAGCGAAGCACCUGCCACGCCAAAAGCCAGACCCGCCGACCUCCUACGCGAAGAGGAGAAGUUCUCGCGACGACCGAUACAACAGCUGGCGAUUAUCAAGGAAGCGAAUAUCUUGGUCUCGCUUUCUGACAACUAUGUCUCGAUCCACGACAUUCAGACGUACCAGUUGCAGGAGAAGCUUGAGAAGACACGGGGUGCGACUACCUUCGCUGCGGCAAGCAACAUCGUCAAGGACCCCUCGACUGGCAUUCCGUCCAUCGUGAGCCACCUGGCUGUCGCCGUGAAGCGGAAGAUCAUACUGUGGACAUGGCAGGACAUGGAGCUGACGGGCGACGCGGUGGAGAUCUCGCUCAUUGCGUCCGUCAAGAGCCUGACAUGGGCGACAGGCACCAAGAUAGUCGCUGGCAUGGACCCCGGCUUCGUGAUGGUCAAUAUCGAGACGCAGGAGGUGCAGGAUAUCAUCAAGCCAGGCGCGUUGGCCGAGAACGGGAGUCAGGGCGGAGCACGCUUCGGCGCUGUUUCGUCGUCAGGCAUGGGAUACAUGGGCAUGGGUAGUUGGGUGCCGAAGCCGCUCGCGACACGACUUGGAGAGGGCGAGAUGCUGUUGGCGAAAGAUGUCAACAGCCUUUUCAUCGAUACAGACGGGAAUGCCCUCGAGAAGCGACAAGUACCCUGGCACUCCGCUCCCGAGACCAUCGCAUAUUCGUACCCAUAUAUGCUCACGCUGCUACCCCCUUCGAAGGGCAGUCUGGAAGUCAGGAAUCCGGAUACCCUGAGCCUGCUACAGACAAUCGCACUACCCAACGUCAGCUUUCUCCACGUGCCGCAGCCGAACAUCAGCUUAGCCCAUGCCGGAAAGGGUUUCCUCGUCGCGAGCGAUCGAUCGAUAUGGCGCAUGGGAGCACAGAGCUACGAGACACAGAUUGAUGAGCUGGUCGCUCAUGGGCGUUACGACGAGUCGCUCAGUCUCCUCAACAUGCUGGAAGAUACUCUGCUUCUUGACAAGGAGGAGAGGGUGCGGGAGAUACAGAUACUGAAGGCGCAGGCCUUGUUCGACCAGAGAAAGUACCGUGAGGCGAUGGAACUGUUUGUCGAUGCAAAGGCCCCGCCUGAGCGCGUCAUCGCGAUGUACCCCAGGUCUAUCGCUGGUAACUUAGCACCAGAAGAGAGUGUCAAGGGUGAUGGGAGCGUUGCGGAUGAGGAAGAAGCGAAUGGAGAGAAAGAGAAACCAACGAAAGAACAAGAGGAAAGCACACCCGCUCCUGUAGCUACGAUUGGGCGAUCGAUGAUGGGCCGGUUUGGAGUCGGAGGACAUAAGAAGGUUGAUUCAGACGCUGCAUCUAUUCGCACCAACUCGGCCAAAGACGAUACUAUGGAACCAGCGAGCGUAAAGAAGAGGCCAACCGAUCCCUCUCAGCCCGACAAAGCGGCAGCAGAGAAAGAGUUCAAAGACUCUGUUCGUGCUCUGCAGUCUUUCCUUACGCAAUGUCGUGUCCAGAUAAAACGCUACAUCGACACGGACGGUAACCUCAAAGAACCUCUCCCCACACCCAGCGGCAGCCAACUCGAAGCCGAAAAGCCACCCUUCCACAUCUUCAUCGAAGAGUCCUCACUCCAAUCCCCCGUCGAUUGGAAAGCAAAACUGCUCGAAGUCGCCCAACUCGUCGACACAACCCUCUUCCGCGCAUACAUGAUCGCCAACCCCAGCGUAGCCGGCUCCCUCUUCCGGCUCCCCAACUUCUGCGAACCAGACGUCGUGCAAGAGAAGCUCUACGAAACAGGUCGCUACGCCGAUCUAAUCGACUUCCUCCACGGCAAGAAACUACACCGCCAGGCACUAGAACUACUCGAGAAAUUCGGCAAGAACGAAGCCGACGAAGAAGUCUCACCUGCAUUGCAAGGACCGCAAAGGACCGUUGGAUACCUACAAGCCCUCCCCCCCGAACUCAUCGACCUCAUCCUCGAAUACGCAGAAUGGCCCCUCCGCACCGACCCCAACCUCGGCAUGGAAAUCUUCCUCGCCGACACCGAAAACGCCGAAACCCUGCCUCGCGACCGCGUUCUCGAGUUUCUGCAAAACAUUGAUUUGAAACUGGCGGUGAGGUACCUCGAACACAUUAUCGAGGAGCUGAAUGACCUGAAUGUGGAUUUCCACCAGAGACUUGUGGAUUUGCUGUUGGAGAGGUUGAAAAAAGGAGAUAAGGGGGAAGGAGGGGAGGGGCAGGGCAAAUUUGAGAGUGAGGAGGAGAAGAGGGAUUGGAAGGAGAGGUUGGAGGUGUUUUUGAAAAAGGGGAAUGCGCAGUAUAAUCGGUAUAGGGUGUUUCAGCAGCUUCCUGCGAAUGAUCCGGAUUACUACGAAGCGAGAGCUAUUGUGCUGAGUAAAAUGGGGAGUCACAAGCAGGCAUUGGCGAUUUAUGUGUUUCAGUUGAAGGAUUAUCAGAAAGCUGAGGAAUACUGCAACCAAGUCUACGCCGCACCCCCCACCUCAACCCCUUCCUCGCGCCCCCACUCCCCGGAAAAAAUCCGCGGCACAAUCGAAGACACCGACCUCUCAAUCUACCACGUCCUCCUCUCCCUCUACCUCCAACCCCCACCCCCACACCCCCCAAACUGGCCCCCUGCCCUCUCCCUCCUCUCAAAACACGGCGCCCGCCUCCCCGCCGCCACGACCCUCGAUCUCAUCCCCCCUUCUCUCCCCGUUAAGGACCUAGAAUCUUAUUUCUUCGGGAGAAUCCGGAAUGCGAAUUCGCUGUUGAAUGAAGAGAGGAUCGUGGCGAGGUUGAGGGGCGUGGAGAAGGUGGGUGUGGAGAGGGCGGUGUUGCUGGGCGGCGAGGAGAAGAGGGAUGCGUAUGGCAGGUUGGCGCCGGGCGGGUUGAACAGGAGGGUUGUGAUUGAUGAGGAGAGGCAUUGUAGUGUUUGUCAUAAGAGGUUUGGGGGGAGUGCGAUUAGGGUGUUUCCGGAUAAUGGGGUUGUGCAUAGUGGGUGUGCGAGGGGGGGUGUUGUUGGUGGUGGUGGUGGUGGUGGGUUUGGAGGGAAUAACGGGAGGAGGACGGGGGGUGCGGGGUGGCGGUAG